AUGGAAGCUCAUUCCGAUGCCGACCCGAAACCCAACCCUAAGGAGAGCUCGAUUCCGGACCUGAAACCCUACGAGGAAAUCGAAGAUGUCGAAGAAGAAGAUACCGAGCUGGAGGAGGAAGAAGAAGAAGAAGACGAAAAUGAAUCCGAAACCAUGACUCCUGAGGCCCGAAUUCAGAGGGAUCGGGCCAACAUGGACUCCCUAUUCAGGCGUCUAUCGAAGGAGCAAGUCCCCGUCCGGGUCCAUGACGUAAUCAUCAAGGGGAACACGAAGACCAAGGACUCCUUGAUCGAGGCGGAGGUCGAGUCGAUUUUCAGGGACGCCACUAGUUUCCAGCAGUUGCUGCGCGCUGCCGCUGAUGCCAGCGCGAGGCUGCAGAGCCUCGAUAUUUUCGAUUCGGUCAAUAUUACCCUUGACGCGGGCCCGCCGGAGUUGCCAGGAACUGCGAACAUCGUUAUCGAGGUUUCUGAGGCGUCGAACCCACUUUCUGGAAAUGUUGGGAUUUAUUCAAAACCUGAGGCUAGAUCUUGGUCAUUAGAAGCAUUACUGAGGCUGAAAAAUCUGUUUGGUUAUGGAGAUCUAUGGGAUGCUUCAGUGAGUUAUGGCUGGGGUCAAGCUUUGGAAGUCAGCUCAGGAGUAUCUCUGCCAAGAUUCAAGGAAAUUCCUACUCCAUUGUCCGCAAGAAUAUCCAUGGUUUCCCAGGAUUGGCUGAAGUUUUCUUCGUAUAAGGAGCAAGCCCUUGGUCUCUCACUCGGUCUGUUGGAAACUGGGAAGCACAGUUUGUCCUACAACCUCUCCUGGCGUACUUUAACAGAUCCAUCUCAAAUGUCUUCUCACACCGUGAGGCGGCAGCUUGGACAUAAUUUGCUCUCAUCCUUGAAGUAUGUUUUUAAAGUUGACCGAAGGGAUUCAUCUUUGAGGCCGACUAGAGGCCAUGCUUUUGUCUCGACUACUCAAGUUGGUGGUCUUUUUCCUGAUGCUCGGAGCCUACGUUUCAUUCGUCAGGAGUUUGAUAUUCGUUAUGCUCUCCCCUUUGGAUUUUCCCGUGCUGCACUAAACUUGGGAAUAUCAGCCGGCGUGGUAAUUCCAUGGAGCAGAGCAUCUCUGAGUAUGCCCUCGUAUCUGCCCGAGAGGUUUUUCAUAGGCGGUAAUUCUUCUCCCGUUUGCUCCUUAAGUGGGCCCUUCUCCGUUUUGGGUUUCAAGACCAGGGGAUUGGGCCCUGCGGAGCCUAGAAGAUUUGUGAGAGCUAAUUCUGGUGAUGAGGGAUCCGAUUAUUCUGGGUUCGAUCAUGUUGGAGGGGAUCUUGCUGUCACUGCUUUCGCGGACCUCUCGUUUGAUCUUCCUCUGAAGGUUUUUAGGGAUGCCGGUAUUCAUGGUCACGUGUUUGCUAACACAGGUAGCCUGAACAAAUUGAGUGAGAACGCGUACAAGGGACUUUCUCUGCAGAAAUUUAAAGAUUCUUUCCGAAGCACUGUGGGAGUUGGACUCAUUGUACCCACCAAGCUAUUCCGGAUGGAGGUGAACUACUGCCACAUUUUGAAACAACAGGGACAAGAUCAAGGGAAGAGUGGCGUGCAGUUUAGCUUCUCUUCCCCACAGUAA
Messenger RNA from Striga hermonthica, 1602 nucleotides. The record is from the annotation of a GenBank genome assembly. NCBI's taxonomy places the organism in Eukaryota, Viridiplantae, Streptophyta, Magnoliopsida, Lamiales, Orobanchaceae.